Messenger RNA from Anopheles darlingi, 1618 nucleotides. Its product is annotated as serine/threonine-protein phosphatase 2A regulatory subunit B'' subunit gamma-like. NCBI's taxonomy places the organism in Eukaryota, Metazoa, Arthropoda, Insecta, Diptera, Culicidae. The transcript has 2 exons. The record is from RefSeq and is a predicted model, not a curated record. Gene Ontology annotation, biological process: microtubule cytoskeleton organization; B cell homeostasis; T cell homeostasis. Gene Ontology annotation, cellular component: spindle; centrosome. Bases 42 to 1421 code for a protein of 459 amino acids.
CGAACCACAACAGAAGCCUCUUUCAGCGAUUUUCCGUAAAAAUGGGUGAUUUUCGCGAAAUGCUGCUCUCCAAGCUGGACAGUAUUGCACAAAAUGAGGUGCGGCAGGAACCGCUUUCGGACGAUGAGAUCGAGGAUAUUCUGUUCCGGAAGUACCGUGCCGAGCUGUCCAAGGACCAAAAGGACCCUACUUCUGGCCAGCAGACGCGUAACGAUUCGUAUCGCUACAUUCCCAAGUUCCACUUUGAGCUGCCGAAGAGUGCGGACUCGUUGGCGCAGAAGCUGCGCGAAGAAGCCCGGACGCUGUUCCUGCAGAAGCGAAGCAAGGAGUUGCUGGAUAACAACGAGUUUAAGUUGCUGUGGAGCCUGCUUGAGAAGCACCACACACCGCCGGCACUGGACGAGGAGCAGUUCAUCAACUACGAGAGCUACUGCAAGGUGGCCAACCUGGCGGGCGACAAGUUUCAGCGCUUUCUCACGGCGACGACUUUUGCGCGGCUGCUAGCGUCCAGCGGAUACCCGGGCAAGAUCAGCGUGAUGGCACUGUUCAACUAUGCGAUGCGCAAGGUCUGGCUGCAGCAGACACGGAUCGGGCUUUCGCUGUACGAUUACACCGGGCAGGGCUAUCUGAGCGAGUCCGAUAUGGAGUCGUACAUACUCGAGCUCAUACCGACGUUUCCGCAGCUGGAAGGGCUGGAGCGGUCGUUCCACAGUUUCUACGUCUGCACGACGGUGCGCAAAUUUUUCUUCUUUCUCGAUCCGCUACGGACGGGCCGCAUCCGUAUCCGGGACAUACUGACGUGCAGCUUUCUGGACGAUCUGCUCGAGCUGCGCGACGAAGAGAUACCGAAGGAUGCGCAGGAACUGAACUGGUUCUCGGCACCGUCGGCCCUCAGUGUGUACGGGCACUAUCUGAAUCUCGACAAGGACCACAACGGGAUGCUGAGCAAGAAGGAGCUGAUCGGAUACGGUUCCGGUACGCUAACGCCCAUCUUUCUCGAGCGAGUCUUUGCCGAGUGUCUGACGUACGACGGUGAGAUGGAUUACAAAACUUACCUCGAUUUUGUGCUGGCCCUGGAGAAUCGUGCAGAACCGCAGAGCUUGCACUACCUCUUUCGCAUACUGGACGUUGAGCAUAAGGGCUACCUGACGGCGUUCACGUUGAAUUACUUCUUCAAGGGCAUCCAGGACGAACUGUCGGUGCACCGGGCCGAGCCGAUCAACUUCGAGGAUGUAAAGGAUGAGAUCUUCGAUAUGGUGAAACCGGCCGAUCCGACCCGUAUCACGCUGAAGGAUCUGAUCAACUGCGGGCACGGGGAAACGGUCGUUUCGAUCCUUAUCGAGUUUCACAAGUUCUGGGCGUACGAGAAUCGGGAGGUCGGUGUUACCUCGCCCGCUAGCGAGGAAGCGAACAGUUUAUGAUAUCGCGCCAUCACGCCGGAACCGCCGGGGACGGCCGAUGAUGAGUGUCGCACAGCAUUUUAAAACAACACAUUCCGUAUUCAUAUCAGUAUUGGAGAUGGCCCUUUUGCCACCACAACAGGGACUGCCACUAUUAAUUCCAUUCCAAGUGCAAGCUUUAUCGCUAAUGCAAUCAUCAGGACUGAAAAUAAAGGAUG